Messenger RNA from Drosophila takahashii, 728 nucleotides. The record is from RefSeq and is a predicted model, not a curated record. Lineage: Eukaryota; Metazoa; Arthropoda; Insecta; Diptera; Drosophilidae.
AUGCGUGAAGUACGACAUGUUUGAUAUGUGUGAAUAACUCUCCUCCCCAGAAGAUUCGCAUGAAUGUCAUUAAGCAAAAGGAUCUUCCGUCUCCAGCGGGGGUUACCAAGAACAAGAAUAUACGCAUAAUCUCGUUGACUGAUUUCAAGAAGCUCUGCGGAUCAGACAAUCAAACAAAGUCCCUACAAAAAAUACCCGCAUCGUUGGCAAGCUCUGGAAUGGUACGCCAGCUACCCGAUGGCACCAAGCUAGUCAACAUGCGCCAGCUGCAGGCUCGACAGCUAAAGCUCCCGUCCCUGCAAAGACCCUUGGAGCCCACCACCAUAUUAGAAGAGUCCCAGGGUCUGAACGAACCCGUGGCCCUACCUACACUGCCCGCGAACCAUCCCGCGUCCAGUAGUUCGCUCAGGGGACAAGUAGGCACCGUGCAAACGAUACAGCUGCGUCCUUCACUUUCGGCAGGAUCUGGACAGGUGCCAACGAACAACGGGGUGACAGCCGGCAAACCAUUUGUUAGUGCGACAAAGCUGACCUCGGCGAAAUCUCCGAACGUGAUGCCAAUCCUAACGUCUUCCGAGAUUUGUCGUCAGCUGCAUGAGCUGCGGCGCCAAAACGAAGAACUGCGCCGGCGGGCAGACUCCUUUCAGCGGGAGAAAGAGGAGAUGCUGAGGCGCAUCGACCGCCUGGAGCAGAUGGUUAAGGUUAGGACAAUUAGCUAUCUACCUUAA